AUGAGAGUUUUAACCUCGGAGGAAAAGGAAAUAGCGACAGUAAGUAUAGGCAGAAAAAGUGAUCUGACAGUUCAGCACCUCAAGGCCAGCAUUUGGUACAGCGUAUCGAAGAUGGUUGAGGAGGAAACGAAAAAACUCUCUGAAGACUCGGGAACUGAUAUAACUGCUACCCCGAGAUUUACAGCUGCUCUAGUUGAACUGGUUUACCGCCAGCUAACUGACGUUGGGGAGGAUUUGGAGCUGUUUGCCAAGCACGCAAGAAGAAAGACAAUUAUACCCGAGGAUCUGCUCAUGGUGAGCCGUAAGAAUAAUGCGCUACGUGACAUACUGAAGGAGUGUCUGGAAUCUUUGGAUGCGGAAGGAAAUCACGCUACAGUAGUUGCUGACACCAGAAGACAGCCUGUUUCUGAUAGCGACGACCCCUUCAGCGACCUCAGCCAAUCCUAA
Messenger RNA from Ogataea angusta, 447 nucleotides. RefSeq lists its product as uncharacterized. Gene Ontology annotation, biological process: resolution of meiotic recombination intermediates; replication fork processing. Gene Ontology annotation, molecular function: chromatin binding; protein heterodimerization activity. Gene Ontology annotation, cellular component: FANCM-MHF complex; Fanconi anaemia nuclear complex. The transcript has a single exon. Lineage: Eukaryota; Fungi; Ascomycota; Pichiomycetes; Pichiales; Pichiaceae. Bases 1 to 447 code for a protein of 148 amino acids. The record is from RefSeq and is a predicted model, not a curated record.